Fraxinus pennsylvanica is the source of this 870-nucleotide messenger RNA. NCBI's taxonomy places the organism in Eukaryota, Viridiplantae, Streptophyta, Magnoliopsida, Lamiales, Oleaceae. The record is from the annotation of a GenBank genome assembly.
AUGGAUGAUAGCAGACAUCGCGAAAAUGGAAGGAAUAAACCACCUCAGGGUCAGUGGUUUAUGCAGCAUCAACCAUCGAUGAAACAGAUAAUGGCCAUUAUGGCUGAAAAGGCUGCUCCUAUCCAUGAAAGAAAUUUUGCCCUUUCUAGAAAAAAGGCUGCCCUAGCCGAGCGAGAUGUGACUAUCCUGCAACGAGAUUCUGCAAUAGUGGAUCGUAAUAAUGCCAUGAUAGAACGAGACAAGGCUAUUGCUACUCUUCAAUAUCAGGAAAAUGCCAUGAAUGGUGGUAAUGUGUCACAAUGUUCAUUCGGAUGCCAAAUUUCACAUGGGAUGAAACACAUACCCCAUCUUCAGCAGCACGUACACCACUCCCACAUGAGUGAAGCUCCAUUUGAUACCGGGGAUACACACGUGAAUGAUACCAUUCCAUUGUCCCCAAUAGCUCCCGAGCCUGCAAAGUCACACGGUACAAAGCAUGCAAAGAAAGCAAAGGUGGUAACAUCUACAAGGAAGACUACAAAAUCAUCAAAGAAAGUUAAAUGGGAAAGUGAGGACAUUGACAGAACAUUGUUUAAAAAGUCACAAGGGGAAAGUGGGUCUGAUAUGGGUUUCACCAGUGACGAACUUAAUAUGCCACUCGGAGGGGAAAAGCCAGGUUGGAAGGAUCAGGACCUUGGACUGAACCAGGUUGCAUUUGACGAGUCGACCAUGCUAGUACCUGUCUGCUCUUGCACUGGAGCUUUCAGGUCGUGCUACAAAUGGGGUAAUGGAGGUUGGCAAUCUUCAUGUUGCACGACCAAUUUGUCAAUGUAUCCACUGUCGGCAGUGCCUAACAAGCGACAUGCUCGAAUCAGUGGUCGGAAAAGAUAA